Messenger RNA from Aspergillus viridinutans, 525 nucleotides. RefSeq lists its product as uncharacterized. The record is from RefSeq and is a predicted model, not a curated record. Bases 1 to 525 code for a protein of 174 amino acids. Gene Ontology annotation, biological process: L-histidine biosynthetic process. NCBI's taxonomy places the organism in Eukaryota, Fungi, Ascomycota, Eurotiomycetes, Eurotiales, Aspergillaceae. Gene Ontology annotation, molecular function: NAD binding; metal ion binding; histidinol dehydrogenase activity. The transcript has a single exon. Gene Ontology annotation, cellular component: cytoplasm.
AUGACCAUUCUCAUAGCCAAAGUAGCCAGCAUCCCUAAGGUCAUUGGCUAUACUCCUCCUAUCGCAGGCAAGAUCCCUCAUGCCACCAUUGCAGCUAUGCAUCUCGCUAGUGCAGAUGAAAUCUAUCUGCUUGGAGGAGUGCAAGCCAUUGCGGCCAUGGCACUGGGCACUGAGACCAUGGCCAAGGGGGAUUUCAUCAUGGGGCCUGGCAAUGCCUUUAUCACCGAGGCGAAGAGGCAGUUGUUUAGCGAAAUUGGGAUUGAUCUUUUUGCGGGACCAACAGAGAUUCUUAUUAUGGCUGAUGAGACGGCCGAUCCCUUUAUGGUGGCAAUGGACAUUAUCUUGCAGGCUAAGCAUGGGCCUGAUUCACCUGCUGUGAUCAUCACCACGUCCGAGGCUGUUGGGCGAGAAUUGAUGCGGAUUAUUACUGAGCUAUUGAAGAACCUAUUAACUGCUAAACUAGCGGGAACCUCAUGGGAAUGGUUCAGCGAGGUGAUCAUUGUGGGCUUGAUAGAUGAACCUUAG